AUGAUGAAUUUUAAACGGCUUUUGCAUCCUCUUUUUAUUUUGGUUGUUCCCUUCUGUAUACUUUUGUUUAUUCUUGUGAUUCUCCUGUUCCGACUUCCGGAAAUCGCUGAGUGGGUCUUUUUGAAAUUUUUAUUUCGCAGGGAUCAACAGGAAUUUUUCAAAAUUCCUAGGGACUUACAUGAUUUGAAAUUGCUUGGUGCUGCACUAUUGAAAUAUAAAUGCAUUUGCUAUUGGCGCAUUCUUUUGACUAUAACCGUUGUAUAUAUAUUUCUACAGUCUUUCAUGAUUCCUGGUUCCGUAUUUUGCAGUUUUUUACUGGGAUAUCUAUUUCCCAUUCCAUUGGCUCUUUUCGUGAUUGCCUUCUGUUCAGCUGUUGGUGCAUCAUGCUGCUAUGUUAUUUUCGAUUUUAUUGGUGGCAAUAUAAUGUUAAACCUCUUUCCUGAGCGUAUUGCAGCGUGUCAGCAAAUGAUGAGUCGCUUUAAAAGCACUAUGUGUUUAACUAUAUUUCUUUUUCGAUUGAGUCCCAUCAUUCCUAAUUGGUUGAUCAAUAUUAGUUCACCGUUACUUGGUGUUCCUUUGGUUGAUUUCUUUGUUGGAACCUUUAUUGGUGUCAUCCCUUUAUCGCUGUUCUUUGUCAAGGCUGGAACAAUGUUGCAGGAGUUAACUGAUAUUGGCGUUACUUCCGUAGCUUCCGUAUACACCCUGGCGCUGUUUGCUGUGAUUUCUAUUGUACCCAUUAUCUUUCGAAAUCAGAUUGAAAGUUUCUUGUCGGGCUAG
Messenger RNA from Hydatigera taeniaeformis, 777 nucleotides. NCBI's taxonomy places the organism in Eukaryota, Metazoa, Platyhelminthes, Cestoda, Cyclophyllidea, Taeniidae. The record is from the annotation of a GenBank genome assembly.